This is a messenger RNA of Brassica rapa (field mustard), 8313 nucleotides long. RefSeq names its product calcium uniporter protein 3, mitochondrial. The record is from RefSeq and is a predicted model, not a curated record. Lineage: Eukaryota; Viridiplantae; Streptophyta; Magnoliopsida; Brassicales; Brassicaceae. Gene Ontology annotation, cellular component: uniplex complex. Gene Ontology annotation, biological process: mitochondrial calcium ion homeostasis; calcium import into the mitochondrion. Gene Ontology annotation, molecular function: calcium channel activity; uniporter activity.
ACAAAAAUAAAUUUUAUAGUUGAAUUCAAAUAAAUAGACAGAAUCCAAUAUGUCCAAAUGACAAAUAAAUUGACUGUAAAAACAACAAAAUCAAUUAGAUAAAUAUUUAAUUAAAAUAAUGUGAUAUAAUUAAUAUAAAUUAUAUGUACAAAUUAUAAAUUAAUUUAAAAUUAAAAAUAAAUAUCAAUUAAUUGUUAUAUUAUAUUUAUUUUAUAAAUAUUUAUGUCCGUGCAUGAGCACGGGAAAAUCACCUAGUUAUAUUAUGGUUGUGCUGGCGACUGAUUACCGUUAAUAAACUUAUGCAGUAAGAGUAUUUUAAUGCAAGUGCUACAAGGAUGGACAACUUAACCUAAUAUCCAAAACCAUGAUAUACAAGAUUCGAUCUGUAGUUUUUCAUACAUUAUCUUUUUUUUUUAGAUCUAGAUUAAUUCACAUCUGACCAUUUUACCAGCAAAUACUAAAAGCAAUCUGAUGGUUCAGCAAACUUUAAAAAUGCGAAUGUCACAACUCACAACCUUAAACCUCCUUAAUGGCUAAAAUUGUCAAGUGGUUGCCCCUAAGUUACGCCACGAUUUAGAGAAUUAAUUAUUCCCCAAUGUGAACUUAUUGGGAACCCAGGGAAUGCUAUAUUGAACUGACUCGGUUAAAUGUUUAAACAAUCGAAUAAAUAAUAACCGAGACUCAGUCAAAAACGUCAUAGUUAAGUAAUUUAUACAGACUAACUUAUAUUACAUAAAUCGGAUGUUUAAAAAGAUAAAUACAGACUAAAAGUCAGAUUGCACGCUAUUUAUAUUACAUAAAUCUCAGAGUUGAAUAUAAAUUACAGUCGUUGCGCUAUUAUUUUAUAGAUGUAAUCUUUACUAUUUGAGCAACUGCAAAAUCGGUUUUAUAGUAUUGAGUAUUUGAGUCUUGCAUAUAUAGACUAGAGAAUACAUUUAAUCAUAAUUAAACUAAUUUAGUAUGUACAAAUUUGUGUGCUGGAAAAGUUUUUCUAUUACCGUAAAGAUUAAUUAAAGCUGCUAAGCAUCACCAAGGUGUUGUCUACUAUUAAGAAGUAGUAAGUCUUGCAUAAAAAAACAUUAGUAUAAAGAGACCCGUACUAAAAUGAAAGUGUGACAUGGAUCCCAUGGUCCACUUGUAUAUAAACAACAUUAAUCCAAACUGUAUUCGCGUACAAAAUUACAGAACGUGGUACGUGGUGGAUCAGGUUAAAGAAGAUGUCUCUAGAUUUGUGGGAAUAAAAAGAAGCCGUCUUGAAUCCAACAACAGUGGAGUGGGCUUUACUUGAAUUCUGAGUGAUAUUACUGCUGUUUAAAUUGUUUUGCGAAAUAAUAACAACCCAAAAUAUUAGUUUAGCGCAUUUUAAAUGAUUGUGUGUUUGGCCCACUUUAAUUAAUGUAUCGAGAAAUUUGAAACGAAGCUGUUUAUGAGGGUUAACGCCUCGUGUUAGUAGCUACGUUCGUCGUCGGGUCACACCUAGGAAGCAAAUAUGAUGAAGCUCUCGCUGAUCUCCUUACUCCUUGGGUUGUGGUUCUUCUCGACGAUCUGUCACUCAAAUCCUCUCGCUCGCGCUUCAACGAUACGGCCAGUACUUGUACGAUGGGCUCAUCAUCUGACUGAGCCCCUACACCUACCUGAUCGCUACUUUGCUUGUGGAGGAUCAUUGGAUUCGAAAUCCAUAGCUGAUUUCGUGACGUGGGAUUGCCACAGAGUGUGGGGUUGAUUUCGAUGAGGUUAAUCUCCCUGCAAACUUCUUUCAGCCUGCUAACCCAACUUCCAAGUUGUCCACUCCUCCCCACCUCACUGCGGAGAUACUGGAGUGGUCAGGGAAGAGCUGGGAACCGUAUGUAGCGGAUGAUGUGCAGGUUCAGUUUGAGCCCAUAUGUCCUGAAAACCUUGUCAACAGACAAGAAGGGUCUGUUUCAUACAUCUUUCAAGGUUCCUGAUGUGUAUGGUGUACUCCAGUUUAAGGUUGAAUAUAAAAAGCUCGGCUACACUAAAUUCUCUCUUUCAAAGCAGAUUCCUGUGAAGCUUUACAGACAUAAUGAGUAUCAGAGAUUUAUCCCAACUGCCUAUCCUUAUUAUGGAGCCUGCCAUACUUCUCUCUUUUUUUUCUUUCACACAUACACAGCUGCUAAAGGAGCUUAUCUUUUGUGUGUUUUCAAUGCAGAUGGCUGGUUUCCUUGUCUUCAGCUUCGUCUAUCUCUACCAUAAGUAGAAAAUGCAUUGAAUUUGGUUCUCCAGUCUCAUAAACCCAGUAACCCCACAUCAGUUAUCAUAACUUAGCCCUAUAGCCCAAACAAUACAUUGAAUUUUACGGAAGAGAACCGAAGCUUCUGGAGAGAUGAUCAUCAGGUUAACCAUUGCUGCAUCAUUAAGGAGGAGGUAGUCGGGUUUACAGAACGUAAGGAUAGGAUUCUGUCCCUGAUCUGUCUGUCUAUCUUGCGGAUCAGAACAUCAGAAGAGGAGAAGAUGUUUCUGUGUAGUCUGGUAUUCCUUUCUGACCAAGACCAAUACAAGCACGCUUGCCAGCAUAAUAAGGAGAGCAUACCAAUUGGUGAUCGUUUGUUAACCACCUGCAGCUGCAGCAAGACCCUGCUCCAAGAUCGUUCACCGUGGAUUCCACAUCGCCUAAUCAGUUCACUCCAUAUUGCCCAAGUGUAAUCACACUCAAAAAAAAGAUGAUUGCGGCUUUCAUCGCUGUGAUUACAGAGCAGACAUACCGCUGGAGUAGCAAGACCCCAACCAAUUAUUCUGUCUCUCGUAGGGCAACGGUUCAAAACAAACAGCCAGGAGAGAAAGCUGUGUCUUGGCACUCCACUUUUGUUCCAAACCGUCUGGAACCAAGGGACAGAGACUCCUUGAUCUCUAAGGAGGGAGUUGCCAACCAUCAUUAGUAUGGAGGGAAGCCAGAGUCGCAAAUUCCGGGAUUCCAAGUGAAGUACUUGAUCCUAGUUGCAGGAAAUGUCUCAUCAUGCCGAGAGAGGACCAAUUGUCUGUCCAAAACCGACAGGUGACACCAUUACACACCCGCUUUUUGAUCCAUUGAUAGAUCAAUGGACUGAGCUUUAGUCAAACACUUUCAACCUUUGUUUUGUUCUCCGCGUAUUUUAUGUUAGCGGGUAAUUUUACAACCUUUCUCUACUCUCUUUUCCCCUUGGUAAAAAAUAUAAGUAUGAUCGAGGCACGUCACUCACUGUAAUCCACAUACUUUUUCAUAAAUAUCAUAUUUUUAACUACUGUUAAAUUUAUCACCGAUUUAGAAAGCUAGACCGGUGAUAUAGAGAACAUAAAAAUACAAAUUUCAAACAAAAUAAAAAGAAGCGUCAAACAGCUCGUACAAUUCAACAAGUACAAUUUAUAAAUUUAUGAAUAAUAAAUACUAUACAGUAAUAAUUAUAAAGAAUAUAGUUUUAUAAACAAACAUAAACAUAUAUAGAAAAUCAACAAAUUCUAUUUUUAUUUAAAUAAACUUUCACAAAAAAAAAUGUAAAGAAAUAAAUUCUAUUUUUAUAAGUUUAAAAUUAUUUUAAAUUUCUAACAAAUAUUAAUAAAUAUCACCCUAUAAAAACAAAUUUGUACUUUAUAAAAAUUGGUAUAUAAACCAUUAAAAGUGUCUACAUAUUUAAAAUCACCAAUCACAAUAUGGCAAAUCAUAAUUUUAGGUACAAUUUAUACCACAAUUGUAAAACAAUUAGCAAUGGAUGUCGUUUGAGCAGGUUGUUGUUCAGUGUUCACUUAAGACUCGGGAACUUGUAAAAUUGGUUAUAGGCUUUUAUGUUAGGUUUUCCAGGCCUGCUAUGCUAUAGUUUGCCCAUUUGAAAUAUCUAAUUACCCACCUAAAGAUCGUGUAUAAAAAUAUUGACAAUAUUGUAUUUGAAAUAAUUGAUUGUCCACCCGCCUGAAAAAGUAGGGAAAAGAAUCGGUUACAACUUACUUGGUAACAUGGAAAAAAUAUAUAAAAAUUAACGGUCAAGAAAAGGGAGAGUGGGUGGGUGAAUAAAAACAGUAACGUUCACUCAGCUGGGGAAGGUAGCUUCGUAAAAAGCAAAGAAUCAACCUUUCUUUGUUAUUUAUCACAUAAACAAUGACCCCACAAGAAAUUUAAAGUAGUUGGAUCCUCUCGUGAGAGCUUUGGUUGGUAAACUAAACAAAACAAAAAGCAAAGAAACCCUCCUUAGAUAUCAACUCCCCAACACUCUCUCAUGCACAUACACUCAUCGAUUCCAAACUCUCCUCUUGCGUUUACGUGGCCACUUGUUUACGUGUGUCCUCACUCAUUUAUCAGCUACUCAACUGCUCCUCCUUUCUCACAUAUUCCGUGUUUUCCAUUCUUCUUUCUUGGGGGGUGUGUUAAUUGUGAGAUUCUCCGACGACACGCAGGUCAAAUUGUUCUCAAACACACACGUACCUCAGUUUUACGUUAAAGUAGCCCGAAAUAAUUUUUUUUUUUUUUUUUUUUGGUAAAAUGUUAAAAUAUUAUUACCAAUUUUUAAUUUUUGACAGACGAUACAAUAGAUGACUAGUAGCGGAAAUAAAAACAACAACACAAUAACAAACUAAAGACAGCAAAUAAAGGCUCGGACUGAUUAACAACGCAGCACAACCGGUUAAAACAAAGCAAUAGCGAGACGAGGUAAGACCUUACAACCCUGAAACUAGAUGAGAAGACCGGCCGGUUGCCACGAGCACUGAGAGAAGGGCGCCCUCAAACCCUGAAUGCAACAGUUACCUACAGCUUCUAGCCGAUAACCCAGAGCAAAGCAGAGCGCAGAAUCCAACCACGGACACAGAGCAAGCAAGAUAAAAGAGACCACCGGCGGUACGAGGAAAAGCCGAAGACCAACAGUGCCGUCGUUCCGAGGUUUACGCCGGAGAUUACCGCCUCCAUUGCAUUUCUCGGGGACCGUAUACACUCAUUUAACCACAACCCGAAUAGAAUAUGGAUCGGUAGACGGACAGCUCCUCCGGAGGCAACUAAACCGAAGCCACGCUCGAGCCCCCGUUGACUUACUAUCACACCAGCAAAAACACAGUCGAGCCAGAAGUUGUUGCCAAGCCACGAACACGAACCUGCUGAGAUUAUUUGAGAGAAGCUAGCGACGGAGAAGGCCACAAACGUCAUCACCACUGAGUUCUGAGCGAUGAAGAAGCACACCAUGUGAAACCACACACUACGCGACGCCACAGGGAAACCGGACGGACGUCUCCAUCCUCGACGAAACCCACGCGCAGCCACCACCUGAGAACACGACGGUGGCUCACAGAUUCAGAAGAGAGAUCUGGAGUUACCAAGAACCAGUGCCUCAACACCACUCGAGUUUCCAAGUUCCGGCAAACCCUAGACCCCCAACUCCACACGCAGCUGAAGCCACCACCAGGAGCCACCCCGGAGGUAAAUCGAGCCAACGAGGAGCUUAACGACACAACACGCGCCACCAACUCGGCGGGACAAGACUGGAUCUGGGAAAAAAAUUGGCGAGCUCCGAUUCAGACGAGGGAAUCACAAAGGUGGAAGAAACCGUCCUCUAGAGACUUCCGCCGUUGUUAACCCUAGAUCUAUAGUCGGAGCGACCAGAUCUGAGACACAGUCAAGCACCACCCUCAAAGCCGCAGAACAACGAAGGAGACAGACGAGAGAGAGAUAGAGAUGGACAUAGACGGGAGAGAGAUGGAGGCCGGCCACCGCACGAGGCGGCGGCCGCCGGACUAAGCUGACGGAGAGGAGCUCGGGAGUAGAGAGAAGGUGGAGAGUUUGUUUUGAGAGAGAGAGUGCGUUUUCACACGCCAGAAAGGUGUUUUCACCUCUUUGCCGGGAACCCAAGCAAUGUAAAUAGUCCCUCCCAGCACGAAUCGAACCCGGGUGGCGGAAGUUACAGCCGCAACCCCUUUACCACCAGAGCUGACUCGUUCUGGUAAAAAGGAAAUUAAGUACAGAUUACAUUUGACAAUGUUGCUCUUAACAUACAUAUCAUUGCCUUCCACUAAUAAUUGUUUUUUUGUGAAGAUGAUGACUGCAUAUUCUCGAACAAUACAUUAUUACGUUAGGAAUAUGUUCUCUCGUGUCUUCGUAAUCCACUACUGGAAUAUUCCUCCUUGGCUUAAUGUUUGAAAAAUAACUCACCGAAUUUUUUUAAAUCAACCUACAAUUAUACAGAAGUGAUGCUUGCACUUAUCUAAAUCUACGUGUUAUGGAACACCGCAUUCUAAAAGGAUAAUACACAUUUUUCUAAUCAAAAUUUCGUUUUAGAGUAUUAAUUAUAAUUAAGGAUUUUAAAUUGAUGCUUUAGAUGAAUAUUUUAGUAGUUCUUAAAAGACUUCGCGUGUCAGCAAGAUUUUUUUUUUUUUUUCCUCCGGCAAUGCGUGGCGACUCACUUAUGACGUCUGACGAUUAGCAUUAGCUAAACCGAUAUAAAAACAUUUUCACUCCUGACAUAAUCUUUCAUUUGCAAAAUUUUCAAUGAUCUCAUUUUAUAAAUAUUAAUAUUUAAUUUAAUUUUAGUUAUAUUAUUAAAAUUUAAUGUAAAAAUGAAAACAUUUAGAAUAAACACAUGCAUGUGUCAGAAAGAUACUUUCUUAAAAAAUUUCGGAAAAAAUUUUAACCUGAUUUUGUACUAUUUUUUACUUUGUUUAAUCAUAAGAUAUCUACUAGAAUAUUACAAACGUGGAUGCUCUAAUGUAAUUCACAUGACAAAACGAUUAAAUCCUCAAUUUGUUUUGCUCAUAUUGUUCUCAUGAAAGAAUAUUGUUCAAUUUAAUUAUCCAAACUCGCCAAAAACGAGGUAUUUUUUUUUUCCUGUUUCAUCUAAAUAAUUUCGAGUUGAUGUGCAUUUUAAUCAUAUACUAGUAUUAUUACUAUGAAUGCAAGAUUUAAAAAUACGAACGGAAUUCUUCAUUCGUCAAUGAUUUAUAUUUUAAAAAUAUCAGAGAUGUCUAUCGAGUGUAUUCACACUGAGGAAUAAACCAAAUGCAUUAUUGCACUAAUAGGCAAUAAAUAUUAGAUGGUCCUAUCUUCUAUCUAUUCGUUUUGCUUUGUCAGCUAUAGAUGCGUUUAUUAGGCACGUUAAUUAAAAUAGGAUAUAUAGUUAGCUGUAUCAUAACUAACGUUUAAAAUAGUUUAAUAAGGCGAGAAAUAGAUAAGCAACGCCUAUGUGUAAUUGUCGUGUUAAAAUAUAAAUGGUGCGAUAAAGAUACUGUUGCUUCCAGUUUGUUUGCGUCAUUGUUCUGAACCAACGAUGAUACCUAUAAAAGGAAGCUCAAAUCUUCAGUUUCAAUCUCAGACCAAAAUACAAAGCCUGUUUUCUCUGUUCUGUCUCUUUCUAAAACCGUAGGUAGCUUUAGAGAUCGACGAUGUCGUCGAAGAAAACACUAGUUCGAAAUCUCUUCAACAUUUCCAAAACAUAUUCCCGGAUCUCGGGUCUUACCCGAAUGCGUCCUCCGACCAAACCGGGCAUUACUCCUGACGCCGGAGAUUCUGGAAUCCGCCGGAGAUUUCUCCACAAGAGGGCCUUUUCCUCGCCGGAUUUUGUUCCAAGAGGGGGCAAUCUGAUGGAGAAACUCAGGGAGCUGACUUUAUCGAACAAUCGGCUUCGCCUUGAUGAGAUGUUACCGCCGCCGACGCCGGAGAAGACGUCUCCGGAAAAUUUCCCGGCGGUUACGGUGGAUGACGUGAAGAAGCUUAUGAGAGCAGCGGAAAUGGAGAUGGUGAAAUCGAAACUGAGAGAGAUUGGGAAAAACUGGGUUCCGUUGUCGGAGUUUGUCCGAGUAUGCGGAGAAAACAGUUCGGAUCCUGAACAAGGUAACCGGGUCGCCAAUAUGCUCGACCAAGCUGGAAACGUCAUCGUUUUGGGAAAUUUCGUCUGCCUUAAACCCGAAGAACUAACAAGCGCCGUGGCUGGCCUAAUUCCGACAAACGAACCCACUCGCGACGCUGCGACAAUACAAGAGUUCGAGCAACUUGAGAUUAUAAAAUCAGAUAUCGACAAAAGAGCCGAUGAUAUGGUACGGCGAGAGUUAAUGGCCGGACUAGGCUUUGCUGUGGCCCAAACGAUUGGAUUUUUUAGGUUGACGUUUUGGGAACUGUCUUGGGACGUGAUGGAGCCCAUAUGCUACUACGUAAGUUCCACGUAUUUCAUGGCUGGUUACGCCUUCUUCAUCCGAACCGCAAAGGAACCUACCUUCCAAGGGUUUUACAAAAGCCGGUUGCAGACCAAGCAGAAACGGUUGAUUAAAAUGCUUGAUUUCGAUAUCGACCGCUUUACCAAGCUACAGAAGAUGCAUCGUCCAGACUUUACUAAAUCUGGUCGUUGUUGA